AAUUGAAAAUGCCACUUUUGACGUUUCAAUUUUAUACACUCAUAUUUUUAAUGUUUUUUAAUGCAAAUUACAAUAAUUUCUUUAAAAUAAUAUAUACCGAGAAUUAUUUUUUGUGUAGCUUAAUUAUGAACAAAAUGAUGUCUCAUUCUAGAGCUAGGAAGGCAGUAAUUGCUAAUGAUGCUGCUUCGGGGGGACGUCACUCUAUCAACAAAGCCUCAGGCGAUGGCACUAUAUCUAAUGUAAUCCCAAAGCACUGUAAGCAACGCAGUAGAAGCAGUAACAAAAUACCGAAGAGCAUCCGAUACGAACUAGAAAAUGCCCUAGUUGGAUUAUGCGAUGUUUGGUUUGAAGAGAUCAAACCACACCUAGUGAGGAAUAAUAUAAAGGUGCACGUCCAUGAGAGCUCCGGCGACGGCAGCGAUGGAGGCGAGGUGAGCGUCGACCACCAACGCCUGCCGCCCGGAGCGCCGGACUGCUCACACCUCGACCCAGCAUCCACGUCGCCUGUCUGCGAACUGUGCCGGCUGUUGUCCAACGCAUCGCGCAGCAUCGAGAGUGCAGUGUCGCAGGCUGCCAACGCGCUUCCCUCAGCGAAUGGAUGCGCUGGUGGAUAUGAACGAAGCAUCGAAUCAAUGUCAUAAUUCUGAAACUAAAAACGCCAAACUACUUUGGAAGCACCGAAAACGACAUUCGUAACAAGAGGAGAAACAGUUACUUCAACACAACUGUCGAGUGCCCCGUCUUUGUCGUGCAUACAGUAUCGUAACGUCUAGGAGUCAGAUAUAUAUAGAGAUCAGAUAAAGAUAACAUACUGCGGCGACCCCAAAUAAUGGGAUGGAGUCAAAGGAAUGAUGAAAGUAAGACGUUAAAGCCACCAGCUCGAGCACUAGUAGCAUCGGCACCCUGUAAUAUUUUACCUACCUGUAAUACCUAUUAGUGAAAAUGUUAUUUGCAGGACGUUAUUAAUAUAAUUGGUGAAAAGUUUGACAAGCGAUUAAGUUCCAUGAGGAUAUCUUCCACUAUUAAUCUUAUACUAACACCGGAGAAUUUGCACCGAGAUGCGAGAGGUUGUAAGAAAAAUCCAGCUUGGAGGUGAAACUCGUGUGAACUUGACUUGAUGAUUGUUCUCGUUAUAUGUUACAAUGCCUGCUAACGUGUCAUUUAGAUGCCAUUUUUUCUUCAUUUAUGUCGUGAACAAUAAACAUUGUUAUAAUUAAGAGGCUAUAAGACACUCAAGUAGCGCCCAAUAUACUUCGUGCAUUAUGACAUGUUGCAUGUAGAAUUAAUUUAAGCGUUGGUCAAUAAGGGGCGCUUUCAUUUUUUUAGUAUGAAAUGUACUUUAUUUCUAUGAAAUCUCACUAUGUUAGCCAAACAUACGCUAUAGAGCUCAAUGUAUCAAUUCAUGAAUCUCAAAUUGUUGGCUGGGUAU
Messenger RNA from Achroia grisella, 1429 nucleotides. RefSeq lists its product as uncharacterized. The coding region runs from base 9 to 641 and encodes 210 amino acids. The transcript is spliced from 4 exons. NCBI's taxonomy places the organism in Eukaryota, Metazoa, Arthropoda, Insecta, Lepidoptera, Pyralidae. The record is from RefSeq and is a predicted model, not a curated record.